UGACAGUCACUUUCGUGAAAGGUGAAAAAAGAUUAACAGACGAUUUAGCUCCCAAGUGUGAAAAAUCGAAAAAAUAGUGCUAGCUUGUGCGUAAAAAUGCGAAAUCAUCUCGAAAAAGUAGCGUAAAAACUUCUGGUGCAUAAAACUCGUAAAAUCUGUGCUGCAAACAUGAACUGCCACCAGAUUUUGAGUGGAGCCUGUAACGCUGGUGAUCGUUGUUUUGCAGUCGGAUCCGUCGAAGGAGUUCCAUUCACAGCUUACGCUGCGGGAUGCAACAUUGUUAUAUUGGCUAGUAAUUUCGAGCGAGUUCAGAUCAUUCCUGGCGCUGUGCAUAAUUACAUACGUAUUUCGGCUUUGGACUGCAGUACGGAUACAGGAAAGAUAGCAGCCGCGUAUGAGGACAAGGUUUGCAUAUUCGAACCGACACCGUUGAUUCACAACGAUCGGUCGUCUACUCAUGGACUAGAGUACAAGUGGGUUCAAACUGGUAGUCUGCAAACCACUUCACACAUCAGCUCACUGUCUUGGAAUCUUGAAGGGACUCGUCUGCUAACUGGAGGGACAGUACUGCAAUUGUGGCACGAGCGAUUGUCCAAGGAUGACGAUGAACCGACAUCUGUUAGAUUCGAAAUUGGUGGUGGCGAUCGGGAUCCGAAAACACCGACGAAUGAAGAAGAAACAGAUGCCACUUGGGAUUGUGUUUGGAAGUGUCACACUGCUACGCCCGUUCAUCACAUGGCGUUCAGUCCAGAUGGAACACUUUUUGCCACCUCCGGUAAAAGCGACCGCCUAGUGAAGGUUUGGUACGAGAAUAAACACAUUUUGUUUCCAAAUAAAAGCUUUGACCAAUCGCAGUCGCAGUCGAGUUUCAACGGAAUACCGGAAGCUAGUUAUGGAUUCGUAUAUGUCGCUCAUCCUCGAGCAGUUACACACCUGUCCUGGCGCAAAACAAGCAAAUAUAUGCCAAAGGGUUCCGUUUCCAACAUGUUGGUGACUUCUUGUCUGGACAAUAUUUGUCGUAUUUGGGUAGAAACAGUUUUGCCUGAUGACGGUUUGGUUAAUAUGAACCAGUUCGAUCCGCUGGCAUCUCAGAAUCCAAAGUUUCGAACUCACAGACAUAAGCAUCGAUUCAUGCAACGGUUGAAGCACAUGAAAACGUGUUUUCAUAUUAGACGCCACGCUAAACAUAACGGUGCUACAGGUUUGAAUGGAAUGGGAGCUGGUUUUGGCGGACCAGGUGCAAGUGCUGGUUUCGGAAAUGCACCCAUCCCGACGUUACCAUCCACAUAUAGUGUACACGAUUUCCAUUCCUAUGGUUAUCAUGGUACUGGUAUGACUCCAGGAUUGCAUUUUCAUUUGGCUGCGUCCAUUAACGCGGAGACCGACAUCCCCUUGGUACCGUCGAUGCACACCAACGAUCCAUCCACACAGCCUAAUUUUAUCCUCCACUGGCUCAACAAUAAAGAGAUGCAUUUUUCUCUGCAAGCAGAAGGUAUAUUACAAGAAAUGACCAGAAAAGUAAUUGAAAAAGAAGACCUUCUGUCGGGUGCAAACAGUGAAGGCCAAUCAGAAGGAUUGCAUGAUGAAGAUCUGGUAAACGAAGAGCAGCGCAAACGGCCAAAAAUGAAACCGACUUACUCUCAGGAAGAAAGUAAUAGCGAUGAGCAUCCUCCGUAUCCAACCCAUCGGUCCCACUCGGUUGGUGGAGCGUCGCAUGCCGGAAUUCCAAGUCAUCAAUCAUUAUCAAAUACGACAUCAAUCAACUCGCUCGUCAAUGACGGCAACAAUAUCCAUGUAACUGAUUCAUUGGAUAUGAAAAUCGAAUGUCUCUUGCGAGACUGGCACCAUAACCCGGAUUUGCUGUAUUCGAUUCACCCAAUCGAUGGAAGCUACUUGAUAUGGGUUGUGGAAUGGUUAGACGAGUACCAUCCCGGAUCAUUCCGACAAGCACAGGUUUCAUUUUCUACCAGGAUUCCCUCAGCUUUUCCAUUGGGUGAUGCAAUGUCGAUGUCCACCACCGUUGCCCUCUACAACACCAGUGGAGCCCUUGGCUUCCGUGAUAUGAUUGUGCGUGGUCCCAAACCGACUAAUGGGAACAGCAGUAUUGCACCCGAUGUUAACAGUGAUAUUGUUACUUCACUUCCCAGUGUAAUGGAAGAAAACGAGGUUAAUGAAGAAGAAAAUGAAAACGGCGAAGACAACAAAGAAACUACUAAAAAGGCCGGAACGGAUGCUGCAAAUAACGACCAUCCAAGUGAGGAGGCUGAUAUUCUUUCCGCUCCUCCAUCCCCAACAAUUUCAAUGGUAACUAAGCAUUCGAAUGGUACGCUCAAUCUAUGGCAACUUACUUUCGCUGAUAAGAGCAAAUUUUCACAAGUAUUGAGCAUUGGUCAUGCCUCCCGUGCAUCUGGACAUCGAUUCAGAGUAAAUGAUAUUACAUGCCAUCCAGUUUUACCACUGUUACUGACGACAUCUCAUCAUAAUAUACCAGACAUCCCCAACACUAACGCAGGGUAUCCGGGCACACAAACUAAAAACGAUUCGGAACCUAAAUUGCACCGUCCAAAAGACGUGUGUACACCCUCUGGAUUUUGUUCCGAGUUAAUCCUAUGGCGCGUGGAUGCAGUUGGUCCAUUGUCACAAUCGGGAGGCGUCAGUGAACUGGCUCGAAUCAAUUCGCCAGAAAUUUCUGCUUUUAGCAAUGUUGCAUGGAUCCCCACAUUGCUACCAAGUACAACUCUGGGUAACUUGAGCAAUUCGCCCUCGGCAUGUUUCGUUGCAAGUGAUGGUGAGAGUCUACGCGUUUAUCAGGCUGUAAUUGAUGCACGAACGCUAUUAGCAGAGAUAUCCAGUUCUGAACGCAGGUUCCGUCGGAUGGAUUCGAUGGAAUCGCUAUCGACAGAGUCUUCAUCGGAUCAACUUCCAGGAACUCAAUCGGCACUUCAUGAUAAAAUAAAAAUAGUCUCACAACAAUCAACGGCCCGACCAGGAUGUAUAAUACAGUUAGAUGCAAUCGACGAUGCCACGCAUGACUGGCAGAAUACCCAACUGCUGCAUGUUUUCCAAGAACAACUAAUUACGGGUGAACGUUCUGAGGAACCACUAAUUAUCGGCGGAGAAAAUAAACACUUUGGCUUGAUGGACGGACAGAUGGGAGCUAUGGUAGAUUUGCAAAGAAAUGCUCAGUUUGAAGAACCAUUCUAUUUGGUCGUGUUAGAACGCACACCGAACGGAACGACGAUUCACAUGUGGCGGAUUGUGAUUGCUUCACAGCCUUCUGCUCCGGAUGAAAUGAGUAGUAGUAUGAUGUAUGUCCCAGAUAGUACUUUGGUACAGGAUCUAGAUGACCCAGAGUACGUUCACCGGGCAUCGAUGGCUGGCAUACAUGUUCCAGAUGAUGCAAAAGUACCGAUAGAUCAAAGUCCACAUGUGAAUAUAUCAACGACUAAAGUCUGUACUCAAGAAUUGCCAUUGCCAGAUGGCGUUGACGUGAUACACGCAGCUCCAGCGGCCGGGCAUCUCAGCUCGUCAUCUAUUUAUCCGGCCUGUUUUGCCCCUUACAUAUUAGUAACGGCUUGUUCGGAUUCAACAGUUCGUUUCUGGAAGUGCAAAGUUACCAAAAGUGCAAAUGAGAAGGAACAGAUCAGUCUUAAUUACGAUUGGUGCGAGUGGGAAAUGAUUCGAAAAGACCAAGAAUCGACGAUCGAUGUUAAUGGACAAUUGCUGCACAUAAGUGCUGCCUACUCAGGUAGAAUUGCAUGCGCAUAUAAGUAUGGAAAAUCUUUCACCAGGCCAACAAAAAGCAGUGACCCAGAGUCACGAUAUGUUAACCUGUGUGUAGCAAUUUACGAAUGCGAAAGUACUGGUGGUAGUGAGUGGGUUCUGGAAGACACUAUUCAUCUGAAGAAUAUACAUUUGCCCAAAAUUCAAGUAGAUCCACAUUUGGAUCUGAGUUAUUUGUACGACAACAGGACCCUACAAAAGAAACAACGCCUAAAUCAAAUGCUUCAGACACUAUCGCACGAUGACAACCGUUCCAGCCGCAACGGGGAUGUUACACCUGAAGUACACGUAAAGUCUGGAUCAAGUUUACUGGCGGUUCCAAGCUUCAGCACUCUUCAAUCACUUAGGAAAAGUAUUACCGAACAUGGCAACACAUGCCCACUGACACAAAAACACUUAGUCCAGCUUGACUGGGUCUCCAAGGAGGAUGGGUCACACAUUCUGACAGUGGCUGUAGGAAGUAAGAUAAUGCUAUUUACACCCGUUUCGAGCGAUAUCGCUCAAUCGAACAUGAAAGCAAUGAAAGAAUCGCAAUCAACGAAUCGUCCAUUACUUCGCAAAGCGAGUUCCUUAGCGCAGCCUCAUUUUAACGAUGAAAUACGGUGGAUGAAGUUGCGUCAAAUCGAGCUACGAACUGCCGAUAGUUUACCUCCUUUGCCGAUGCAAAUUUCCUGGGUGCGCGAUGGUAUAUUUGUUGCAGGAAUGGACUCCGAGAUGCAUGUGUACUCUCAGUGGAAACCACAGCUCAAUACGAUCAAUCACAUGGAAGUUGAAGAUUUGUAUGAUAAUAGAUAUCUGAAAGACGAAGAUCUUCGGUCGCUUGCACAGGAAAAUACGCAAAGGCACUUGACGAAUGUGUCGUCAAUGCCGGUACUAUCACGAGUCAGUUCAAUCAAUCUUCAAAUGUUGUCUAAUGACGGCAAAAGAAAAAAACCCGGCAGCUACAGCACUAGUCAGCUUAACGCUGGCAAUGAACAGCACCUGCCUAUCCACGAUUAUUUAACUGAUUAUGGUUUGUUUGAAGCAUCCCGCAUUGCUUGUCCAGUUUUACCACAGUAUCAUCCGAAACAGUUGAUGGAAUUGCUCAAUUCGGGUAAGAUUCGCUGGGUCAAAGCCAUUUUGGCCCAUUUGGUGCGCUGCAUUAGUGGUUCGUACACAGUGCGUGGCGGUGGUGGUGACGAAGAGAGCCUCAACAGACAGCGUGGUUGGUCUAGAUCUCGCACACUUUCUGUUAGCUGUCCAGCAGGCACUGUUAGUCCUCUCGAAGCGAGAGGAUCUACGACACAGAUUCCAGAGGAAUUAACGUUGGACUAUGCAGAAAUAACAUCCAUUCCACCGUUACCGUUGUGGACACUACUGGCCGCGGAUAAAGAAACAGUUGGCAUAGCUACACAACAAAAUGAGGAAAUAAAGGACUACAACGAGCUAUUCGAGAGCAAUGUGGUCGAUGAGUCAUUGGACGAUUUGCUGGGUGAAGAACCAGACAUCAGUCGCCACACUGAUCGACGUUCUUCCCUACCGGAGAAGCACUAUCUAUCACAUUUUGGACCAAGGCAGGGGCAGUUACUCUCUCGCUUGUUGACCCAUACACAUCUUCCAGGACUUUCUUCGCUGGAUCAGAUGCAUCUGUUGGCUUUGGCAGAUACAGUCUCCACUUGCAACACGGAUUUCGCGGAACGGUUUGCUAUCGAUGCAGCCAAAACUGCGAUUGCAAAAGAAAAUCUCACCGGCGUUCCGAACAAUGAGGAUGUAUCAACAGAUUCGCUGGAUGACUGCGGGCUGAGAUUUUUGCUUGCGAUGAAACACUAUAAUUAUUUGCUUCGUUGUCUGCCAAUGACACAAAGACAAACAUUCCAAAAACAAGGAGUGGGAACGUCUAAUAUAGUAUGGGCGUUCCAUUCUGAAAGUGAAGAAGAAUUGCUGAAUCUAAUUCCAUCCUAUGCCAAGGGACAACCGAAAUGGCAUGUUUUGAAAGAGCUCGGCGUAGGCUGGUGGUUGAGGAACAACAAUCUGCUUCGACAAUGCAUUGAACGUUUGGCGAAGGCUUCGUUUCAGACAAAUCAGGAUCCGUUGGAUGCCGCAUUGUAUUAUAUUGCUAUGAAGAAGAAGUCAGUGGUUUGGGGUUUGUUCAGAUCCAAGAGAGACGAAAAAAUGACUUCGUUCUUUGCGAACAACUUUAGUGAAGAUCGAUGGAGGAAAGCAGCCUUGAAAAAUGCAUUUGCAUUGCUAGGAAAGCAGAGAUUUGAUCACGCCGUCGCAUUCUUUUUGCUUGCCAAUUCGUUGAAUGAUGCUUUAGAAGUUUGUUUGACUAAACUUCAGGAUCUCCAGUUGGCGCUCGUGAUCACCCGUCUGUACGAAGGUGAACAUGAUGCAACACCCCCGAGUUUCAAGAGGCUGCUAUACGAAGAAGUUUUGGGUUGCGACAAAAACGGCGAAAAUCAAGACCUCAACAGAGCGCAUCCUGAUCCAUUUCUGCGAUCGAUGGCUCUGUGGAUUUUAAAAGAUUAUUCCGGCAGCCUAAGUACACUGUUAAACAGUAACAUUGGCUGUAUGCAUCCUCUGUUUGAUGACGAAGGUGCCAUGUUUCACGGAGAGGGAUCACAUGCCACCAAUCCAAAUGUUUUUAAUUUUUAUGUGUAUCUACGGACGCAUCCACUACUUAUUAGACAGCACAUUGCAUCGUCAGCUCAGGAUAAGAAACGAGCUCAGGUGGUUCUGGCCGGCUUCAGUUAUGGUAGCGAAAUAACGUCUGCUACGAAACCAAGUCUUUCUACUGACAAACAGAUUCAACUUGAGGAUUCAAUUACACCGCUCGAACGGCAGUUGUAUUUCACCACAGCACAUGCACACUUUAAAGCAGGAUGUCCAGCAUUAGCUCUAGAUGUUCUAAGUAAACUCCCAUCGAAAGUGAUUGAUCAAGACUCCAACAGUCAGCUACAGAGUCCAAGUGACGUCAAACCGCAAUGCAAUUCCAUAGCUACUGGUAUCCUAGAUUGGAGCAGAAGUAGUCAAGGUGAUUCUGGUAAAGAUACAGCCCAUUCGAUUGAUUGGGGUCCUCCAGCCUCAUCAACUGCUGUCGACUGGAGUACAACAAGUACAGGUGGCUUUGACUGGGGUGCUCCAGUCAUUUCCCAGAUUUCAAAUGGUCCGGACGAGUUUAAACUAGAAUGGGACGAUGAUGAUAAGAAUGAUGAAGACGAAGACGACGAUAGCGAUGAAGGAAUUCAGCUGAAGAAGACGGAACUAGAAGAAACAAGUGCCGUGCAAGAUGAAUCGCAAACCAAUGCUAAAGGAAACUUUGACAUAAUGGCACAACAACUAAAAUUCAUUGCAUGUUUAAAGAUACUAAUGGAAGAACUGUCCACGUUGGCUACUGGGUUUGAAGUAGACGGUGGUCAGCUACGCUACCAAUUGUAUGUCUGGCUGGAACGAGAGGUUGAGGCCCUAAAGCAGCUUUGUAACUACAGUAGCGGCGAUCCGGAUAAUACAGCGAUCGAGGACAACAAUAAUGUCGAUUCAAUAGAUCGUGAUACACCAGUACUAGCCAACAAAUUUCCUCACGAUAAACCAACCCUCCAUGAGAUUUUAAUUCAGGAGAAACAAGAUUUUGAAGCUAAAGUUCAGAGAGCUGCAAGAAGAAAGCGUUGGCUAAAAGCUAAUGAAACCCUUUUGAGAACGUUACUUAGCUACUGUUCUCUUCACGGAGCGAGCGGUGGAGGCCUCGCAUCAGUUCGUAUGGAAUUGGUUCUCUUGCUGCAGGAACUACAGCAGGAAAAGACGCAACAACAACUGCUUAGUCCACUACCAUUCCCAACAACUCUUCCACUGUUGAGUGCAUGUGUAGCUGGUAAUAAGACAGUGAUAGCUGAUCCACUGCGAUAUUUACAAUCCCAUACGCAUGAUAUGCUGCAAACUAUGGUCGACAUGCGAAGUCCUCCACAUGCUCUUCGUACGGCUUUUCCAAGCGGUAUAUUUGUGCUGCGGGAUCUUGGUGUAGCUCUAUCCGCCUGCAUCUAUCAGUCACUGUGUGAUUCAGAAACAUUCAGCGUAAAACAAUCAACCGUAACUGAAGGAUGUCAUAGUCCAGGUAUGGAGACAAUUGCUAAGCUCAAUGCCAGCUGUCAAAGUACCCAUCUAAUGGCUAAUGCCACAGCACACCAGAGACGCAGAAAGUACUCGACCGACGAACCGCUGACUGUGAGCACUCCUCCUUCCAAAUGGCCAGGUGUAACCAAUCUCCGGGCGCUUCUAGCACGCGAAAAAGAUGAAGAUACACCUCGGUUAAACGUACUGCUGUGUGAAUCGUUCGUUGCCACAUAUAUGGCUUUGUUUGUCUACGCGCUGACGACCUGUGAUUGUCACAUACUGUUCCGAUUAGCAGGCCAGAACUUUACUGAUUACACAUGGUCAACGCUGUACGGUGGAGGUGUGAAAAAGCUUCUCCGUAAAGCCACGUCACAUGUACAGGCUGCUCAACAGGUAGUGCAAGCACAGGUCCAACAAGAAAGCCUCGAUAGCCCAGUAGCGGACGGAAGCGUCUGGGGUGCGGUUACUUCACUAACAAAACAACGGGUGAAGCUAAAUAUGAAGCUACUUGGCCAUUUCGGUGGACCGCAAGGUCCAGCUAACAUGAAGGAGGACAAGCCAACAUAUCGCGAGCAGUUCGUUCCGCCCGAGAUGUCAAUGGUGGCGUAUUUUCUCACCAAGCCGGUACCCAAAGGAGACCCCGAAGGAGAUGACUAUGAUUCGGCAGAUUCGGCGGUGUCUGAUUUAGACGACGAAGAAGACGACGAGGAUGUAUUCAACGAUCCGUUGAAUAAUGAUCCAAAAGCGCAUCAAGCAUCAGCGGCCGUUAGAAAGCAUCGCCGAGAAAAUACCGAACACUCCAACCCGAACUCGUACUCUUGGUGCAUCCUGAGGUUAGCUCUCAUACGAGUUGCUCAAAAUCAAUUGCAAACAUUUAUCAACAUAGCGGGAAUUGAAAUGCAAGAGCUACCAGUAUCUAGUCCACUGGUUCAUGCUGUGCUUCGGAUCCUAUCAGCUUGGCAAGAGCUGCUUAAGGAAGAAUUGGAAAAUCGUGGUCCUGCGUCUGUUGAUUACAUUCCAGGCUGUUUUGUUGAAUCUGAAGCAAAAGGCCCCGCCAUCCAUAAGUAUCGUUCGUUGUUGGAAAAAUCGAACACACCAUUUUCCCCAUGUCUUUCAUCUGCUGCACCCUCUCGUCGUUUAUGGAACUUUCUGGUGCGCAACGAGCUGGUGCAGGACAUUUUCAUCCGAGCAGUAUUUGGAAAGAAAAAAUCGCCGCCCAAUCAAACCGACGGAGCACUGGGGUCGAUAACCAACUCAGUUAACGACUCUGGUACACCGAUCGGUAACGAGUCAGCAUCCGCCGCUAUUAAUGGAGGUCACAAUAGCGUUCAAAACAUUCCAGAACCAGUUCGAAUCAUCCACAAAGAUCAAGAACAAAUUUCUGCUUUUUGUUUGAACCUGGUGAAUCCCGGACUUUUGGCUUUAGCUACGCCAAGAGAAGUUCAGGAGAUGGAUAUAUCUCUUCUACUUGAAGCCCCCCAUUGGAUGGAAGAUGAAUGUGAGAUGGACAUCAUGAACCUAACAAGAGACAUCGAAGCGUUACCAUCAAGCAACUUCCUGGUGAUACAAACAACAACUGACAAGCAUCUGAUAAAUUCGAACCUCAAUGCGGCACAAAGCUUUGGAACACCUGCUAGUCCACAACCUGGUAUUGCUGGACAAUCGGGACGUGGAGCUUCAGUGAUUAAAGGAGCAACGUUCCCCGGGAGUCAAUGUCCGCGCUUCUGCAAACUAGUCAUUGAGCGUUCAAAGCACUUGCUGAAACCGGUUCUCAAGCAUAAGGUUGACAACAUCAAGCGCAUGAGUGCGCACCCGCUGAUGCCGCUUUAUCUGACUGGUGGUCAGGAUGGUUCAGUACAGAUGUGGGAAUGGGGUCAUCAGCAGGUAGUCUGUACGCCCCGCCCUCCCGGCACGUUUGCAAAGGUCACCAGAUGUCGCUUCUCGCAGCAUGGCAAUAAAUUCGGCAUCGCUGAUGGAGAUGGAAACCUGAGUUUGUGGCAGGUUGGAUUAGCUAGUCAAAGCAAUAGACCUUUCUUUACCUAUCAAUGCCAUAAUAAGGGAAUAACAGAUUUCGUUUUUCUCGGUUCCUGCAGUCUGGUGGCCACUGCUGGACAUAGUUCAGAGAGCAAAAAUGUUGCCAUAUGGGAUACACUAUUGCCACAAAAGAAAGCGUUAGUUUCGGCUUUUACUUGUCACGAUCAAGGAGCAUCUAGUCUGGCAUAUGCGCCGCAGCAUCAACUUCUAAUAUCGGCAGGCAAGAAAGGCGACGUGUGUAUAUUCGAUGUUCGACAACGUGUUCUGAGACACCGGUUCCAGGCUCAUGAAAAUCCUAUUAAAUGUCUAGCCAUUGAUCCUCAUGAGGAACAUUUUGUUACCGGAUCAGCUGAUGGUGAUAUCAAGGUUUGGGGCUUAACGGUCCAUACGCUGCUAUACAGCUUUAUGGGUGAGCAUGCACGCAGCAGCUUUUUCAAGCACAUCGGCCAGGGUGUGACACAGUUGCAGAUCGAUUCUAGCGGCCGUCUAUUCUCUUGUGGAGCCGACGGUUCUAUGAAAGUUCGACAACUUCCAGACAGGGAGUCAAUCAUUCAUUCGCUGUAUUAAAAAUGCAAUCCACAUUCAACCGUGAUGAUCGAUAGGAUAGAUAUCUGAUAGACGAUACAUGAGUUCAAUAUAAAUACAGGACGUUGGGGAAAAUACCGAGAACAAAAUUAUGUGUUUAAAAUCUAGGAUAUAAAAAGUCCCCUGUAAGUAAGUGUUAUCGUAAUUGUAACCAAUAAUAAAUAUUGAGAGACAAAAUCACAUCUACACGCAACAUCAAGUAUUGAUAGAUUUUACCCUCGAUAGUAUAUAGAAUAUGUUAGGCACAUUAACUAAACUACACAUUUUCAACGUUUAGAUUAUUACCACAAUACAAAUAUACAAAAAAACAAACAUCCUUGAAAGCAAACCUCACAUUUACUCUAUUUCCUUAUAAGUACUACUCAAAAAUCUAACAAUAAAACAUCAACUGAAAUCAGAUAAAUCAUUCUUACCGCAGACAAUACCCAUGUUUAGACGUAUUAUCCUAUUAAAUUGAAAGUAAAUACCAAAAAGAGAUAGUAAGGUGAAGAGGAUAUAACAAUAAUAUAAUCGUACCACAGAAGCAAAGGUUUGUUAGAAUAAAAGUUAGAAUGAAGUGAGACGAGAAAAACGGUAACGAAGAUAAUAGAUAGUCGAAAGAAGAGUCUACCAUUUAAACUAAACAAGAUCACUGAAAGUUUAAAAUGAUAUUAGUAAAAUUGUGGUUUACCUAUUGGAUUUUCUUUAUAAUCACUAAUGUUUGUAUUGUGAGCAAGGUUUUUGACUAUUGUACCAACUGAUUUAUUCUCGUUGAAAACAACCCGUGUGCAUAUUUCUUGUUUUCUCCCGCUUGCCUUCGUCAUGAUAAUCGUUCAUAAUCGCGAUUGAAAUAGGUACACAAAACAAAGCAGAGCGUGUUUAUUGUUAUACUAUUGUUGACUACAAAUCACAGAGAAAAAAUCGAAUAAAAACUAAAAAUCAAAUAAAAGUUGCACCUUAAAAAUGAGUUCGAACUGUAAAACCUUAGCGCAGUGUGCACAAACACACGACUGUGGCCGUUCAGUAAAAAAAGAAGUAAUAAUGUUCUUUACAUAAAAAUCCACCUAUUUACAACAAAUAAUCACUACUGAUAACACGAUAAAUAUAAACAAAUGCGUCGUCUAGGGAAUGAUUAUACGAUAUAUGAAGUAAACAAAGAAUGCAACAAAUGAAAUCUAGGGCAAAUUUUAUUUAUUUAUGAAUAAAUGUUUAUUGUUGAA
Topomyia yanbarensis is the source of this 11687-nucleotide messenger RNA. It is a transcript of the gene Rbcn-3A, whose product is annotated as dmX-like protein 2. Gene Ontology annotation, biological process: vacuolar acidification. The transcript has 19 exons. NCBI's taxonomy places the organism in Eukaryota, Metazoa, Arthropoda, Insecta, Diptera, Culicidae. The record is from RefSeq and is a predicted model, not a curated record. Gene Ontology annotation, cellular component: RAVE complex. The coding region runs from base 169 to 10470 and encodes 3433 amino acids. Gene Ontology annotation, molecular function: protein binding.